ACUCUCGCGCCUUAUUUUGAAAUUUCAAAUUCAACCAAUAGCUGAGACAGAUUUGUUUCACUACGUCAGCAAUUUGAACCAAUCAGAAGUGUCCUCGCGCCGCCAGUCUCUUUAUAAACCCCUGCUGCAGACUUCGGAAUUUAUCUCUUCAGUCUAAAACGCGAAGAAACAUACUCAACCGCGAUGGCCAGAACCAAGCAGACCGCUCGUAAAUCUACCGGAGGAAAGGCUCCCAGGAAGCAGCUGGCAACCAAAGCUGCCCGUAAGAGCGCCCCAGCUACCGGCGGAGUUAAGAAGCCUCACCGUUACAGGCCCGGCACCGUGGCUCUGCGAGAGAUCCGCCGCUACCAGAAAUCCACCGAGCUGCUGAUCCGCAAGCUGCCCUUCCAGCGCCUGGUCAGGGAGAUCGCUCAGGAUUUCAAGACCGACCUGCGCUUCCAGAGCUCCGCCGUCAUGGCUCUUCAGGAGGCCAGCGAGGCUUACCUGGUGGGUCUCUUUGAGGACACCAACCUGUGCGCCAUCCACGCCAAGAGGGUCACCAUCAUGCCCAAAGACAUCCAGCUGGCCCGCCGUAUCCGCGGAGAGAGGGCUUAAACUGACUUCUGACUCGCUUCAACAAACCAACGGCUCUUUUAAGAGCCACCUAAAUUCAUCUAAAGAGCGAUUCACUUAAUAAUCAAUCAGUAUGAAUCAAGCUUAAUUACACCUUUUUAAAUGUCUUUGAAACUGAAUUCAAAAUUCUUUCAGAGUUACUGAUCUGUUCAGGUUUCACAUAGCACCUUGAAUACAGAAAUAACUGUCGGUUCCUUCAAUACUUUAGCUUGUAUUAAGGUGUGUACUUAAAUGGCAGAUCUGUGAUGUCAGAUGACACGGGUUGCUCAG
Xiphophorus maculatus (southern platyfish) is the source of this 882-nucleotide messenger RNA. RefSeq names its product histone H3. Bases 184 to 594 code for a protein of 136 amino acids. The transcript has a single exon. Gene Ontology annotation, molecular function: protein heterodimerization activity; DNA binding; structural constituent of chromatin. The record is from RefSeq and is a predicted model, not a curated record. Lineage: Eukaryota; Metazoa; Chordata; Actinopteri; Cyprinodontiformes; Poeciliidae. Gene Ontology annotation, cellular component: nucleosome.